CAACAAUCAAUGGGAAUCCCGUUGCAUGUUUGCUUUAUGCUGCUCUUCCUUCUUCCAAAUAUGACUAUCAGACAGGGGAUACUCUUAUCACUCUCAAAUUUCUAGAAUAUGAAGUGUCAUUGCAAUACUUGAAGAAUGAAUUUCUGGUAGACCUUUCCAUUGAGAAAGAUGGUAGAAUUUUGAAGCUUGAUUCAAUUACCAACACCUCAAUUUGGGAAGGAGCUGAUGUUUUAAUCUUUAACAAUUAUUAUUGGUGGACUCAUACUGGAACAUUACAAGCGUGGGAUUACUUAGAAGUUGGUGGCAAACUAAUUAAAGAUAUGGAUCGUAUGAAAGAAUAUAAUAUUGGAUUGAGUACUUGGGCUAAAUGGAUUGACACUAACAUAGAUCCUAACAAGACUAGUGUUUUCUUUCAAGGAAUUCCUGCUCUUCAUUUUUCUGGUGCAAAUUGGGGUGAACCAAAGGGAGUAAACUGCAAGGGGAAAACCAAACCCAUAGGAGGUUCAACUUAUCCAGGAGAAAGAUAUCCAGGAGAACCUGUCAUAAAGGAAGUGUUGAACACAAUGAAGAAGCAUGUACAAUUGCUUGAUAUUACAUUGUUGACUCAAUUAAGAAAAGAUGGGCAUCCAUCUAUUUGUGGCACAAGUGGUGAACUAGAUUGCAGCCAUUGGUGUAUUGCUGGAGUACCAGACACUUGGAAUUUGCUAUUAUAUACAACUCUUAUUUCAUAGACUAUAGUGCUUUUUAAGUAGUAAUUAUUAAUUUUAAGAUCCUAUCAUAGUAUAGGAUUUGAAUUAUUUUAGGAGAUAUAUAUGAUAUGUCAUAUCUUCAAAAGUUGUUACAAACGUGAUUUCCUUCUUAA
Solanum tuberosum (potato) is the source of this 862-nucleotide messenger RNA. RefSeq names its product protein trichome birefringence-like 42. The coding region runs from base 321 to 731 and encodes 136 amino acids. Gene Ontology annotation, cellular component: Golgi apparatus. The record is from RefSeq and is a predicted model, not a curated record. Lineage: Eukaryota; Viridiplantae; Streptophyta; Magnoliopsida; Solanales; Solanaceae. The transcript is spliced from 4 exons. Gene Ontology annotation, molecular function: O-acetyltransferase activity.